AUGACAAAUUCUGAAAAAGCCGAUGAUAAUUCUGUUAUUGUCUUGCUCAAUAUUCGUGAAUAUUUAACUUUUUUCAAUUGCAAGAAUCCCCCUUUUGACGUGGUUAUUCAGAAACCAAAUGGUAGCUUCAGCCAUUUUGGCACUGGCCCAUUGUGGCAAUCGUGGCUGGCUAAAAAGCUCAACUUCACUUAUUCCUACCGAUAUUUGAUUUCAAACAAAACGAUGAUCGAGAAAUAUGGCGAAUCGACUAUCGAGCUGUGUCUUCGUCUAGUGGCAGAUAAUGAAGCUGAUGCAUGUGGCAAUGGGAUAAUCGCUACCCCGGAAAGAAAAAAGAAUUUGGAUUUUUCUUAUUUCGUUUGGACAGAACCGUACUCCAUGGUGGUACCUCAACCCGAGGAGGAGCCGCGACUCUUUGCUUUCGUUCGGCCAUUUCAGCCACCAGUCUGGCUACUCCUUUUUAUAACCAUAAUCGCAGUGGUGUUUUCAAUGAGUCUGUUUUCAAAAAUUUCCAUCUCCACCUUGAAAAAUAAUUCCCAUGGAGGGUUGAAAUUCAGUAAGCAAUCGACAACAUUGUUCAACUUCGCCAGCUCUUACUUGGUGUAUGUUAUAAACAUAAUAACAAAUCAAGGUGGUAACAUUCCUGUAAUCCGUUUUUCGUUCCGGAUUCUUGUCGGAGGUUGGCUGUUGGUGGCUACGGUUUUAGUCAAUAGUUAUUCUGGUACUGUCGUUUCAUACCUAACCGUCCCUAAAAUGAAACCGCCCAUCAACACAUUUGAAGACUUGGCCAAUAGCAAAGAUGUUGGAAUCUUAAUCAAAGAAGAUGUUGUCAUCGGCUUACAAAUAUUGGCAGCUCAAUCAGGAGUUCUUAAAACUCUAGCGGAUCAAGCUCGACGUAAUCCAGAUCAGAUUUUUAAAGAUCAAUCGAAAAUCGACGUUCGUUUAGCUAGUGGGCAUUACGCUUAUGCUUUUCUUCAAACGUACUGCAAAUUUUUCAUCGCUAACCAAUUGAAAAAGGAUGGCAUCUGCCGAUUCAAAAUGACGGACCCCCUAUCGUUUGGCAAUGGAUUCUGGUCAAUCGCCUUUCGAAAAGACAGCAAGAUCACGGCGAAUAUAAAUGACGCAGUAAUGCUGCUCUGGGAAAGUGGUCUACUUCCGUUCUGGGUGAAAAGUAUUACUCCGCGAGCGCCGAAAUGUUUCUCCAAAACCAAUCCACGUUCGGUGAUGACCAGCCAAGAUCAAAUUUUACUUAAGGACUUGAUCAGCGCAUUUUUUAUUUUGGGUAUCGGCCUUGGCCUGGCAACCUUUGCCUUCCUUGUCGAGAAAAUAAUUUACUUUCGAUUCCGUCGGACUUCAUUGGUCAUUUUGUAGCGGCGAAAAAAAAACAGCUUACUAUUAAUCGAAAAAAUAGGACGUAGUUACGUGUGUUUGUUGUAUCACGUAUAGUUAAUUGAAUUGUUUACUCUUCAUGUAAAGUUAUAUAUAGCCUCGGUGAGUGUAUGUAUCACAUGAUGAGAUCAUGCACUCCUGAAUUUAAAAAAAAAAAAAAAAACAAAUGCGAACAAACGUUAAAAAAGAAGCCUUUGAUGUACGAUUUAUGAUUCAGUCUUAAU
Messenger RNA from Daphnia pulicaria, 1610 nucleotides. Its product is annotated as glutamate receptor ionotropic, delta-1-like. The coding region runs from base 1 to 1368 and encodes 455 amino acids. Gene Ontology annotation, molecular function: ligand-gated monoatomic ion channel activity. Lineage: Eukaryota; Metazoa; Arthropoda; Branchiopoda; Diplostraca; Daphniidae. Gene Ontology annotation, cellular component: membrane. The record is from RefSeq and is a predicted model, not a curated record. The transcript has 8 exons.